This is a messenger RNA of Pecten maximus, 5384 nucleotides long. Its product is annotated as cellular tumor antigen p53-like. The record is from RefSeq and is a predicted model, not a curated record. Lineage: Eukaryota; Metazoa; Mollusca; Bivalvia; Pectinida; Pectinidae. The transcript is spliced from 15 exons. Gene Ontology annotation, cellular component: nucleus. Gene Ontology annotation, biological process: regulation of transcription by RNA polymerase II; apoptotic process; protein tetramerization. Gene Ontology annotation, molecular function: protein binding; DNA-binding transcription factor activity, RNA polymerase II-specific; RNA polymerase II cis-regulatory region sequence-specific DNA binding. The coding region runs from base 106 to 2184 and encodes 692 amino acids.
AGGACACUUACACAUCCGUCCAGGAGGAACCAGUGGAUAUUGUGUUCCCCUAGGAGUUAAAACCUUCCAUCCGUCCAAACCCGGUGGUACUCUUUCCGUACCUCCAUGCCGUCCGAAAUGCCUGGAACAACUCCCAUCAGUAACGCCCCCCAGGUGCCUAUCUGGAAUGUCCGUCCACAACUUCCCUAUGGAGGGGAGGGAAUAAAUCCACACCUACCCGCCCCUCCCCCCUCCUGUAUGCAGAAUUCAUCUUACAACUACAACCCUAACUGCAGAUUCAGUAAAUUCAUCCAUCGUCACCCUGUCAUGUCCCAGCUGUCUACUGCUAGUACAACAACUACUAACGGUACACCAUCUGGCCCACCAAUGUCUCAAGAAACAUUUGAAUACCUGUGGAACACACUAGGGGAAGUCACAGAAAAUGGUGGAUAUACUCAGAUAGCGAGUAGGGAUUUAGAUUACGAGUAUGCCGAACCAGCAGGAGAAGAAACAAGUUUGCAAAUUGAGAGAUUCCAGAUCAGAGGCCAAAAUGAUUCUAUAUCGGAUCUGCUUAACCCUAUCAUUGCAAACACAACAUCGGCCAGUUCCAUGAGCCCAGACUCCCAAACAAAUAUCAUCGGCAGCUCAGCAUCCAGUCCAUACAAUGAUACCAUCACAUCCCCGCCCCCAUAUUCACCUCACACAGGAAUGCAGUCCCCCAUACCAUCAGUACCAUCAAAUACAGACUAUGCUGGAGACCAUGGUUUUCAAAUCUCAUUUUCACAGCCAUCGAAAGAAACAAAAUCUACUACCUGGACAUACUCAGAGGUGCUUAAAAAAUUGUAUGUUAGAAUGGCUACAACAUGCCCGGUGAGAUUUAAAUGUACUCGAACCCCUGCUCCAGGCUGUGUAAUUCGUGCCAUGCCCAUUUUCAUGAAACCUGAACAUGUUCAGGAGACUGUCAAAAGAUGUCCAAAUCACGCAACAUCAAAAGAACACAACGAAAAUCAUCCUGCACCAACUCAUCUUGUCCGCUGUGAACACAAACUUGCCAAGUAUACAGAGGAUGGCUACACUAGCCGACAAAGUGUCAUCAUCCCACACGAACAUCCCCAAGCUGGAUCAGAAUGGGUUACAAACCUUUUCCAGUUCAUGUGUCUUGGGUCCUGUGUUGGAGGCCCCAACAGGAGACCAAUUCAGAUCGUCUUCACAUUAGAACGAGAUAACCAGGUGCUAGGCCGUAGAGCCGUCGAAGUGAGGAUCUGUGCUUGUCCUGGCCGUGACAGAAAGGCUGACGAAAAAGCGGCCCUGCCUCCAUCCAAGCAGUCUCCAAAGAAAGUCAACAGUUUUGGUAAAAUGACCGUUGGAACUGAAAUCACGUCCAUUGCCCCAGGUGGUAAAAAGAGAAAGUUAGAUGGAGAGGAAGCAUUCACUCUGACGGUACGAGGACGAGAGAACUACGAGAUCCUGUGCAAACUAAGGGACUCCCUAGAACUGUCUUCUAUGGUACCACAGAACCAAGUAGAGUCAUACAAACAGAAACAAGUGGAAAUAAACCGACAACCGUCUGCCACACGCAUUGUGUCCAUCCCGAGCCGAGAGGGUACACCAAUUACAACACAGACAACUUUGCCAUUUGCUUCUGAAAACACAGUACAAGUGACCAGUUCCCAGAAUGGUCAGCCAGCCGUCACGGUCCAGCAGGUUAUGUCUGCCCCGGUCGACAAUCUCAGUCCCUCAGCCAUCAAGGAGGAGCUGAGCUCAACACUAAAUGGUUGUGCCAGUGAUAAUUCCAUUAAGAGCUGGUUAGAUAGUCUCGGCCUGUCAGCAUAUAUUGACAACUUUCACCGAAUGAACCUGACCACUAUGCAGCAGCUGGAAGACUUUACUAUCGAGGAUCUUCAGAAGAUGAAGAUUGGUUCAGGUCACCGAAACAAGAUCUGGAAAGCUCUAGUGGAGCAGCGUAACCAGACGGUGAUUCUCUCCGAGUCGGCCAGUCUCCAACACGAAAUCUCUACAGCCUCAACAAUGAGUCUGUCUUCACAGCCCAGCAUCACACCCAACUCCAACUACUGCCCAGGCUACUAUGAGGUCACUCGGUACACAUUCAAACACACCAUCUCAUAUACGUCCAAGGACAAGGACACCAGUAGUCCACAGACGAAGAAACAGAAAAUGGCAGAGGAGUGUGUUAAGAGUGACUAACUGAGGAAUGGACGUGAGAGAGGGAGAUAUGUUUUAGUGCUGACAUGUGCACAAAAGUGUUCUUAUUAUGACUCAAAAACACAGUUCAACUACAAGGUGUUGUACAUAGCAAGUGUGAAACAAGGUCGAUGUGUGGAGGGUGAAAGUUAGACAUGAGAGGCAAUCAAGAGUGUGACUUUUUUGUAUGUUUUUACUGGGGUAAUUAAAUGUGUACAAAUCUAUGGAAAAGUGUUAAGGUACAGAUUGAAAAAGAUGUGUGAUAUCAGUCAUUAUAUUGGUACAACUUCCCACAGGAAUUAGAGACAAGAUUCUUCAUAUAAAUGGUGGAGUGGGCUGAUUUAAGUUUAAUUCAGUUAAUGACAAAUUCUGUCAAAAAAGAAUUUGAAUUAUAGCCAUAAAUGGGUCACAAUAUUUCUCAUUGUUAACACUCUCCACAAAUAUUUUGGAAACAUUUGAACAAAUACUGAUUUGAAGAGUUGAUUAAACAUCAUCAGUUCUGGUCUUCUCUGUGUUUGAAUUCAGUAUGUACCUUAAAACGUUUUCAUGACUAAUGUGUUGGGAAUUCUUAUGGGAAAAUGGGAAAAUAUUGUUAUGACAGAAGUGUUCAGGGGAAAUAACUGUGUUCAAGCCUCAACAAAUUCUCAUUUCAUACAUACUGUAGAAAACUUCAAAGUCUGUAGCCGACGGCCAUGACACCGACCAAGUUCACCUAUUUUUCUUUGGUCUCUAUCAUAAUCUCUUGAUCCCUGCUUUUAAAAGAGGGAUAACUCUGACAUCAUUGAAAAUGGUCAAUUUUUCAAAGAUAAAAUUUCUUACGGUGCAUGUGCUGUUCGUUUGAAGUGUCAUACAACAUCAAAGAAAUCUGUGUUCAGUAGAAGAAACAUUCCGUUUUAUUUUUAUAACUAUACUUGUUUUUCAUAUAAAUGUAAUGUUAUAUUGUUUUGGUGGAACGUUUUACGGUGGUAAAACAUUUGUUGGUUAUUCUAUCCUAGAUGAGUUAUAGAUUCGUUGUCCAGUGCUUGUAGACAGGGUUUCUGUCCAGUGGGCCUGUGUGCUAGGUCUUCUUCUUUUUUUUUUUUCUUUUUUUGUAAAUAUGUAAAAUCUUACACUUCUUGUUGGUAGUUAGAAAAAACAAUGCUGAUACCUAUGUGUGUGUGGAUUUCUUUAUCUUACACAAGUGUUCUGUUUUAUCUAAAGAUGUUUAUUUAAAUAUAAGAAGUGGAAAGUUUAACCAUGUGGAGCCAUUUGUUAGAUAUCCAGUUUAUAUCACUGUUGAUAAUAAUGUAUAGGUUUAUUUGUUUUGUUUGAUUGCAGAGUUUAUCUCUCUGGACAGCCAUUGUGUCACAUUAGUAGCUGGUAGCUACCUCGAUGAAAAAUGUCUUUUACAAGGACACCUAUGCUAGCAUAGGAAGGUUUGUGAUUUCGUCUUUGGAGGGAAUGAACCCUUAGUAUGAUGAUAUGUAGUGGUAAAGUUGAUGAGAGACUUCAACGGCGUGUUGUGCUACACAUGAUAUAGACAAACAUUGUACAGAUUUGUUGUUGAAACAAUAUAUUAACGGAAAGCCUACUGGAGAUGGAAACAAUACAAAAUGUAUAGAAAAGAGGUGGAUGUAGGUUAAAACGGACUGUUUGACAAAUGGCUCCAGUUGAUAGUACAUAUAUUAAAUAUGUGUUGACGUGUUCAUUUUAAUUUAUCUAUUCAUAUUUAUGCAAGUUGCAAUGUCCUAUAAAAUAGAUUGAAGUGUUUUUAUCAUUGGUUUAUGUGAAGUGCAUGUUUUUAUACUGAGAGUAAAGUUGUAACUCUUUUAGGCUAUAUGUUAUAGCUGUUGAAGAAAGGUCUUCAACUAUUCUGGGGCACAAAUCUUGUUCAAGAUUUUAUACUAUUUGUUUUAAAUGAUUGUUGUCUCUCCGUCCACAUUUAACUCUUCCAGCUCCUAUUAACCACUAUAUCCAGGAUUCAUGAUGAUACAGUCCACUUUUGGUUUUAGGGUUGGCAAGUUUUAAAUAAAUUUUGUUGAAUAUCGAGCGAGAGGAACCAUCAUAUACGAUGUAUGUUUAAGUAACAAAUGAUACGUUUUGUUCAUAUUAACUCAUUACAAAUCAUAUAUGAAUUGCAAUAAUCUGUUGUCUUUGUAUAUUUUUUUUUAAUUUUAUAUAAGUAUGCCGAUCUUACAUCCAAUUUUAACCUGCUUGACCCUAACCAAGGAUUCUGAGUGUAUGAAUGUAUUAUCUGGAGACAAAAACAUUUAUUUUGGUCUCAGUUUUCUAAACAAAUUUGCUGCAGCUCUUAACACUCAGUAUUUUCAGUUUUAACUCCAUCAGUCAUUCUGGUUCAAUGAUCUCCAUUUUCUACUUAUCUUCUCUUUGUUGUAGAUACAAAUUAGAUAUCACCAUCAAAGGUAUUGAGGGUUUUUUUUUUUUUUUUGGUUAUAUUUGUUGAAGAAUUUCAAAAACCAAUUUGAAACAUUUUUCUUUGUUUAUUAACUUUAUUUUAGUAGACCAUAUUCAAAUUCAUAAAUUCAUCUGAUGACAAAACAAAGUAUUACUGGAUCAUAAAUGUCAUAAUAUUCAUCUUUGGUGCAACAAACUUAUCACAUUAUCCCCCAUAUUGGAUCACUCAUUCUCAUCAAAUAUGUUCAACACUGCCAAACAGUAACUAAAGGUCUGUCAAAACAUCAGGAGACUCAUUCUCAAAAAAACAUUAUUUUUUUUUUGAUUUUGAUAUAGAAUCAUCUGAUUUAUAACCAAAUAAAUUUCACUUUUCUAAGUACAGUAUUUUUUUGUAUGAGUGAGAAAGUUUAUAAUAAGAUGCAGUUAAAUUAAGUGUAUUAAUUGUACAGGACUUGUACAGAUCUUCCUUCGUUUGGUGCCAAUAUCCUUUCUGUUAUGUUCAGCAGUUAAAUGAUAACAAAUUUCAGUUUGAAUCAUUGCAAAAGUCUUUAAUGUGUUAAGUUAGGCUGUUGAAUUAGAAACUUCAAUAGAUGCCAUGAGUAUUUAGUUUUAGUUCUUUCUUUAUCCCUGUAUAUUGAAAACAAAUGUGGUUCGAUGCAAUUUUUAUAUCAAAAAGGCUUUUUAAGUUGAAUUUGUCUGGGCACAAUAUGAUACGAACAAAGAACUUUCAAAAUGUAUUUGUUUUGUUUAGAAUUGGAAUUGUUUAAUACAUUUAUAUGAACAAAUGAAUAAAUGCAAUUUAAAUAUAA